This is a messenger RNA of Cuscuta campestris, 2610 nucleotides long. Lineage: Eukaryota; Viridiplantae; Streptophyta; Magnoliopsida; Solanales; Convolvulaceae. The record is from the annotation of a GenBank genome assembly.
UGACUAUCCCGGCAAAGGCCGAUGACGGUGGCAAAUGCCUUGGUAAGUGGUAACAAAGGAUCCAGCUUCUUGUCUACUCCCUCUGAGAUAGCUUUCAGAUCCGAUCCGCUGCGAAGGCGCAAAGGUGAAAUGGCGGCAGUGAAGGACCUUGCCCGCAGUAGCAAGUUGCUACAAGACUAGACACCACGACGGCGUCGUUUUGCAGCUUCCGAGCUAAUCCGAGCUUCAUCUCCUCCGUACUCUCAUUUCAUGUUUCCUCUUCUCUCUUCAUUCAAUGCCAUGAGAACCAAAUCUGUGAUCUUCAUCAGGACUUGGCUACUUCCCCAUUUCCCUGGACCACUGCUUGCUGUUAAACUCUAGGUUUUACCCAUUUUGAUUUGGAUCUUCUUCAUGCAUUUAGUACUUAGGAUGCUACACUAUUGAGUUGAUAAACAAAGAUUCGAUUUGAAGGAAAUGGAGCAAUAUGAAAUCCUUGAGCAAAUAGGAAAAGGGGCUUUUGGGUCUGCCCUUCUUGUGAGACAUAGACUUGAAAAGAAAAAGUAUGUUCUGAAGAAAAUUCGUCUUGCUCGCCAAACUGACAGAACACGUCGAAAUGCACACCAAGAGAUGGCACUCAUUUCAAAAAUGAAAAAUCCAUUUGUUGUGGAGUACAAGGACUCUUGGGUGGAGAAGGGCUGCUACGUGUGCAUAAUCAUAGGUUACUGUGAAGGUGGUGAUAUGGCUGAAGCAAUUAAAAAGGCAAAUUGUAUCCAUUUCUCUGAGGAGAAGCUAUGUAGAUGGCUUGUUCAACUGCUAAUGGCUCUUGACUACUUACACAUGAAUCAUAUUCUUCAUCGAGAUGUCAAGUGCUCAAAUAUUUUUCUAACCAAAGAGCAAGAUAUUCGUCUUGGUGAUUUUGGACUUGCCAAGAUGUUGAGUUCUGAUGAACUGGCUUGCUCUAUUGUUGGAACUCCCAGUUAUAUGUGCCCUGAGCUUCUUGCUGAUAUACCUUAUGGCUCUAAAUCAGACAUCUGGUCUUUAGGAUGCUGUAUUUAUGAAAUGGCUGCACUGAAGCCUGCAUUCAAGGCGUUUGAUAUGCAAGCUCUAAUCAACAAAAUAAACAAGUCUAUAGUGGCACCCUUACCUACAAAAUAUUCUGGUCCAUUUCGUAGUCUUGUAAAGAGCAUGCUCCGGAAAAAUCCAGAAAUACGGCCUAGUGCUGCAGAGCUUCUUAAGCACCCACACCUCCAGCCUCAUGUGAUUAGCAUUCAUCUUAAACUCAAUAGUCCUCGGCGUAAUAGUUUACCAAAUUGCUGGCCCGAUAGUGACAUAAAGAAAUCCAGAUUCACAGGUCCACAACAUAUUCGUGGUAACCAAGAGAAGAGCUUGUCAUGCUUCAAUGACAGGACAUUGAAUCCCAGUGUUUCUGAAACAGAUCAUGACAUUACCUUUUCUGCUCAAGAGUACUGCAACACACCUAGUAAAAUCACUGCAUUGUCUACAGGAAGCACUGAAAGAGGAACCAUCACGAAAAAAAUUACUUCAAAUGUUGCAAAUGCUACCAAGAACUCGAAAGGAACUUUGGCAAAAAAUUCUUCCUCUGCAAAGAGACAAGCAUCAGCACUGAAGCACAGCGAGAUGGUUCCUACUUCAAGAACUUUGGUGAAGAGGUUUAUUCCCGCAACUCGUAAAGAAUCUUCGCCCUUAAGCACCACUAAAGCUGCUGUUCAAGAGGUGCCUCGCAGGCCCAGCAUUGGCAUCCUUGAUUGCUACAAAUCUCAAGAUGUUUCUGUGUAUGCCCCCCGAAUAGAUAAGAUGCUCGAGUUCCCUUUAGCCUCAUAUGAAGAACCUUCCCAUCCUGUCUGCAAAACAUCAUCAGUUUCUGCGCAAGACUCUUGUGGGUCCCCCGAAGGGGUCUGUUCAAUCAGGAAAGAUAAAUGCACAAUCCUCCAGAUCCCCCCUGACAACAAAUCUGAUAAACUGAGCUGUACCGGUGGUUGGCAAGGAUUCACAAGCCCCCUCAUGCUGGGAAUGGAUAGGGAGGAGGAGAGAAGCAAUUGUUCUGAUCAAAAUGCAACGGCUGGUGCAUCGAGUCAAACCUCAUCAGACCAAAGGCGCCACCGUUUUGACAUGUCGUCUUACAAACACAGAGCCGAAGCAUUAGAAGGGCUGCUUGAGUUUAGCGCAAGGCUGAUGCAAGAGGAACGGCUUGAUGAGCUCGGCGUUUUGUUAAAGCCAUUUGGGCCAGGGAAGGUGUCUCCUCGGGAAACUGCCAUAUGGCUGUCCAAGAGCUUUAAACAAAAUGCUACAUGCAAGCCUGAAGAAGACGAAGAAGAAGAAUAAUCCCUAUUGAGUACCCAAGGUGUGUAAAGUAGCUUUUUUUUAACACUUCAGAUAUUCAGACAUUUGUAUUUUGUAUGCAGAAUCUGAUCUUGUAGGGUAUGUAGUAGUUUAGAACCCAUUUAACUUCAUUGUUGUGCAAAAUGGUGUUGGCAUCAUUAGUAGGAAUCUUUAAAGAACAUGUGAGAGUUGUUGAUGGUAGAUUUACUUUUCCUGUCUUUCCUUCAAUGGUGUAGUUGUGGUACAAUCAAUCAUUUUAAAUGAUCAAGCAAAUGAAGCAUACACCAUAGU